Quercus robur (English oak) is the source of this 1723-nucleotide messenger RNA. RefSeq names its product gibberellin 2-beta-dioxygenase 6-like. Gene Ontology annotation, molecular function: dioxygenase activity. The transcript has 3 exons. Bases 324 to 1340 code for a protein of 338 amino acids. The record is from RefSeq and is a predicted model, not a curated record. Lineage: Eukaryota; Viridiplantae; Streptophyta; Magnoliopsida; Fagales; Fagaceae.
UUGCUGAUUUAUGUUAUGCUUGCUCAUCUUUUGGCAUGUCUUUUAAAUCUGUGUAGACUUGGCCCUCUUCCCCUUGGACAAUUUCAAUGAGAAACAAUCUCUCCUUGUGACAAUUGUUGCCAUUUGGAAGCUCCCUCCCUCCUCCUCUUUGCUUUGCCAUUCUGCUCUUUGUCCUCACCUCAUUGCCUCUCCUUGGACUCUCUCCCCCCUAAGCCAUAUAAAUACACUUAAGAACAUUUCUCAAUUUCACAGUACUGCUGCUUCGUUUCUCUUAAAACAAUUCCAGCUACUUAACUACUUUAAGCCUAUAACUAGUAGUAAUAAUGACCGAACCAAAUCCACCUCUCCUACAGCACUUUGGAGCACUUUUCCGCCACCCAGUUGAAGUUCCUCCUGCACUUGAAUUUGAUGAAAGACAGAAUGCACCAGUCAUGGAAGAAUGCCAACUCCCAUUGAUAGACCUCACUGCUCUAAUAAAACAUCACAAUGAAAGGGAGAGGCUAGCUUGUUCUACUGCAAUAUGUAAAGCCUCAUCAGAGUGGGGAUUCUUCCAAGUUGUGAACCACGGGAUAAGCCCCGAGUUACUUGGGACCAUGAAGAAAGAGCAACUGAAGUUGUUCCAAACCCCCUUUGAGAGUAAAGCUUCUUGUGGGCUUCUAAACAAUUCGUACAGGUGGGGAACACCAACAGCUACUUAUCCAAAGCAGUUCUCUUGGUCUGAAGCUUUCCACAUUCCUCUCACAAAGAUUUCAGAAGAAGCUGGCUAUGGAGAGUUUAGCUCUCUAAGGGAAGUGAUGAAGGAAUUUGCCGCAGCUAUGUCAGAACUAGCUAGGCUACUAGCAGGGAUUCUAGCAGAGAAUUUGGGCCACCAAACGGGAGUUUUUGAAGAUAUUUGUGAUGAAAGCACAUGCUUUAUUCGCUUGAACCGCUACCCAGCAUGUCCAAUAUCACCAGAAAUGUUUGGCUUAGUGCCCCACACUGAUAGUGAUUUCCUCACAAUCCUCUAUCAAGAUCAAGUUGGUGGGCUUCAACUCAUGAAAGAUUCCAAAUGGGUAGCAGUAAAACCCAACCAAGAUGCUCUAAUCGUCAACAUUGGAGAUCUUUUCCAGGCAUGGAGCAAUGAUGUUUAUAAAAGCGUGGAGCACAAGGUGAUGGCUAAUAGGACGACCGAAAGAUAUUCUAUAGCUUACUUCCUUUGCCCUUCCUAUGAUUCUUUAAUUGGGAGUUGCAGAGAACCUUCAAUAUAUAGGAAGUUCACUUUCGGAGAAUACAGGAGCCAAGUUCAAGAAGAUGUCAAAAAAACCGGCUAUAAAGUAGGCCUUCCAAGAUUUCUUGUUUAGGACAUAUAUAUAUAUAUAUAUAUAUAUAUAGAGAGAGAGAGAGAGAGAGAGAGAGAGAGAGAGUACAAUCAGGACAUCACUGCAGCACAAGGAGUCAAGUCAAACACUAUAUCCAACGCUUUUGGAAUUUGGAUACACAAAAUUAAAUUUUUUUUUUUUUUUUUAAGUACCAGGAACAAUCUAGAUUACACGUUUAUAUUGAUGCCAAAAACCCUAUAUCCCACCACCUAUAUACGUUAUAAGUUCCUAAAUAUACAAUACCAUUUUAAAAUUUUCUAUUAUAAAAAAAAAAAAGGAAGAAGAAGAGAGAGACAAUAGAGCAGUGCUUUUAUUUUCCUGUUUGCUCCAAGAGAAUACAACAGUACUGCACGUGGUGUUUGUUA